This is a messenger RNA of Hypanus sabinus (Atlantic stingray), 3859 nucleotides long. RefSeq names its product alpha-1,3-mannosyl-glycoprotein 4-beta-N-acetylglucosaminyltransferase B (gene mgat4b). Gene Ontology annotation, molecular function: acetylglucosaminyltransferase activity. The coding region runs from base 132 to 1772 and encodes 546 amino acids. The record is from RefSeq and is a predicted model, not a curated record. Lineage: Eukaryota; Metazoa; Chordata; Chondrichthyes; Myliobatiformes; Dasyatidae. Gene Ontology annotation, biological process: protein N-linked glycosylation. The transcript has 15 exons. Gene Ontology annotation, cellular component: endoplasmic reticulum-Golgi intermediate compartment; Golgi stack; endoplasmic reticulum.
GAGACAUCCGCGUGAGGAUGUAGUGCAUAUGAGGCGGAGUGGCUGGCGCGGUCCCAGUGAGAGAGGCUGGAAGGCGCCUGCUAGAGAAUAUAUACAAUAAUAAACCAUCAUAAUAAUGUCUGCCCGGUGAGAUGAGGCUCCGAAAUGGGACUGUUCUGACGGCUGUGGUCUUGUGCAGCGUGGUUUCGGUAAGCUGGUACGCGGCGUUCUCCGCUCAGAAAGGGGAUGUGGUGGAUAUUUAUCAGCGGGAGUUCCUAGCACUGCGUGACAGACUCCAUGCAGCUGAGCAGGAAAACAUCAAACGGUCAAAGGAACUGAAUGUGGUUUUAGAUGAGAUCAAGCGAACCAUUGCUGAGAAACAAACUCUGAGGGACAUCAACAGAACCUGGAGCAACCUAUCAGAUGAAACUAAGCUAAAACUCUGGAACAUCACCGUCAGUAAGAAUGUACUACAGCUACCAAGCAUCUUCCACCACCUCCCACAUCUGUUAUCCAGAGAGAACACUCUCCAGCCUUCCGUCUACAUGGGGCAGAGGAGAACUGGAGUUUCAAUAGUGAUGGGAGUUCCCACCGUUAAGCGGGAGGUGCACAGUUACCUGAUCGACACCUUGAACUCGCUAAUUUAUGAGCUGACUCCUGAGGAGAAGCAGGACUGUGUGAUUGUCGUACUCAUUGCAGAGACAGACUUGCCAUAUGUAAAUAGUGUUGCAGAGAAUCUCAAAAAUUUAUUCCCAAAUGAAAUUCAGUCAGGGUUGCUGGAAGUCAUUGCUCCCUCAGUGAACUACUACCCUGACUUCUCCCAUCUGAAGGAAACAUUUGGUGAUCCCAAGGAAAGAGUCAGAUGGAGAACAAAGCAGAAUCUAGACUAUUGCUUUUUGAUGAUGUACGCACAGUUGAAGGGCACCUAUUAUGUACAGCUGGAAGAUGAUAUUGUGGCAAGACCGAAUUAUUUAAGCACAAUGAAGAACUUUGCGCUGCAGCAACCAUCGGGGGAGUGGAUGAUCCUGGAAUUUUCCCAGCUUGGAUUUAUUGGAAAGAUGUUCAAAUCACUGGACCUAAGCAUGAUUGUGGAGUUUAUCCUGAUGUUCUACAAGGACAAGCCCAUAGAUUGGCUGCUUGAUCACAUUCUCUGGGUUAAAGUGUGUAACCCAGAAAAAGAUGCAAAACACUGUGACCGACAGAAGGCAAACCUUCGAAUCCGUUUCAAGCCCUCCCUCUUCCAGCAUGUUGGGACGCAUUCUUCACUGGCCGGAAAGAUCCAGAAGUUAAAAGAUAAGGACUUUGGAAAACAUGCCUUGCAUAAAGGACAUUCCAACCCCCCGGCAGAGGUAACAUCCAGCCUCAAAACCUAUCAGCACUUCACUCUGGAAAAGGCUUACCUGGGAGAGGACUUUUUCUGGGCGUUCACUCCAGUGGCUGGUGACUUUAUACGCUUCAGAUUUUUUACUCCAGUGAAAAUAGACAGGUUCUUCUUCCGCAGUGGGAAUAUUGAACACCCUGGCGACAAGCUCUUCAAUACCACUGUUGAGGUCUUGCCUUUUGAUACAGUACAGUCGGGGAAGGAAACCUUGCUGGAUGGAAAAGACAAGUUUCCCAAAUAUCAGCGAACAGAGGAUGGCUAUAUCCGAAUUGCUUACUUCACAAACGGCAUUGCAGAGGGAGAGGUAGACCCUUCGUUCGGGCCGCUAGAGGUUGUUCGUUUGUCCACCCUGUCAGACUCACCAGUUUGGGUGAUUCUCAGUGAGAUAUUUAUAAAGAAAGCCGACAGUUAACUGAAGAGAGGAGUUGUGUUUGACAGCUGGCGGUGGUUCGGUUCAGGAACUGUUCCCUUCCCGGAUCCUGUCCCAUCACAGAAGAAGACUGCGCUGCCUACUGUCCAAUCCGGCCAGAAGUGUUCCGGGACACGGCAAAAACUGACGCGUUUAGGAGCAGUUCGUGUCUGCUGUGAGACUCUUUUCUACUCGAAACAGAAUCAAAUGUCGGUCGAGAGUCCAUUUUUCAUUGGAUCUUCCAUGCUGAUGCUCACUUGUUCAACUUAUUCUAAAACACGCGCCAUUUUUUAACCUGUACUUUGCGGAAUGUUUACACCAGGAAGUCCUGUCGAUGGUGGGCCUGUUCCGUAAACUAGAGGGAAAGGGAGGGAAGGAGUCUCAUUCUAGGGAGGAUGUUUUGCAAGUAUGUCAUCUCUUAUUAGAGGGAGAAUGCUUAGGGAGCGUCUCUUAUCGUAAGGAUAGUUAGAAUCUCUUAUCAGGGAGAGCGACUCAUUGUAUGGAGAAUGUUUAGGGAGCAUCUGUUAUUGAUGGAGAACAUUUAGGGUGAGUCACAAAUUGUAAGAAUUGUCAGGAAGAGUCUCUUAUCAAGGAAGAGUGCCUCAUUGUAGGGAGAAUGUUUAGGGAACAUCUUUUAUUGCAGGGAGAAUGUUUAGGGAGAGUCUCUUAUUGACGGAGAAUAUUUAGGCAGUGACACUUAUUGUGAAAAUGGUUAAGGAGAGUCUCUUUUUGUAUGGUGAAUAUUUAGGGAGUGUCUCGUAUUUUCAGGUGAAUAUUUAGGGAAAAUCUUUUAUUGUAGGGAAUGUAUAUGGAAGGAAAGGGAGAAUGGGGAGAAUCCCUUAGUGGGAAAGACGAUAGGAGUAUUUUUAGUAAAAGCGUUAGGGGAUGUCUAAAUAGGAUGGAAUUUUUAAUGAGCAAGUACUAAUUAAAAGUGCUUUCUGUUGAAGGGAGCCAGCAGAGAGCUUCUGCAGUGGAGGAGGUAUUAGAAUCUAUCCCUGACGGAAAGAGGGGUAGGAUAUAUCUAAUGGAAAGGGGGCAGGGAGUGUCAGAGAGAAUAUGUAGCUGUUGGAAGUGAGGGCAAGGGAAAGAGUCAGUAAAAAACUAGUGGGAGGAGGAAUGGGUAGGGAAUGGGUGUGUCUGAAAGGGGAUGAUGUGCUGAACGUCAUGGCUACAGAAGGGAAACUGUCUCUGAAGAAAGAAGGUAUUGAAGGCUGUUGAAAAUUUAACAGAAAAGUUCGGGAUAAUGGGUUCUCUUUAACAAAGAAUCUAUCAAACUGGAGGGAAAUAUCUGAAACUGAAGUAGACAGAAAUAGGGAACAUCUAACCAGAAGAAAAAGAUGAAGGAUAUCCGAAAUGAAGAUUGGAAAAUGGAUGCAAUGAGUGAGUGUCUCAUAUCAGGGAUUUAUCCAGACUCUGUGUCCUUAAUUUUUACUCACUUUAGAGAGAAUUUUAUAUCCACUACAGUCAAUGAAUCUGUAAGCAAAAUUAAUUACAGACUAACUGUAAAAACAAAAUUCCUGAAUUAUUUAAUUGGAGUAUAGGUUCAUGCUGUCUCCAAGGUGCUGGAUAAAUCCUUGUUUCUUGAGUAAAUGUGCAGAAACUUGAAGUAUGUGUGGCCAGUUUCAAAAACUCCACAUGGGACUUUCACCCUUUCACUAUCAAAUUGGUACUGGAAAAAAAAUUGACAGAACAAAAUUAAAUGUUUGUGUUCUGAUCCAGUCUCCCUGGAGGUGAUGAGAACCAAAUACUAAUUUAGGAUCUUUGAUUAGAAUCUUGUGCAAGUUAAAACAAACUUUGUAUCAAACAGGAUUCUUGUCUCUGGUUCAAAGUUUUAAGGGUCUGAAUGUCUCUAUGUCAAUAGUUGUACCUUGAAAGGUAGUGUGGUUAGGAAUAAUGUUUUGUUGUGCUUACGUCAACCUUUUCAAGUACAAUUAUUGAAAGGAGAAUUUCUGCUUCCAUGGCAUUUUUAUUAAUACAUAAUGAAGACAGCAGUGAAUGGCUGGAAGAAUUUAAUAUAUUCAUUUUAUAAACUGUACUAUUUUACACAAUCUGUAAAUGAGGCCCAAUUUGUAGAUAAUAAACAUGUAUCA